Messenger RNA from Penicillium daleae, 807 nucleotides. RefSeq names its product WD40 repeat domain-containing protein. The record is from RefSeq and is a predicted model, not a curated record. The annotation marks the transcript as partial. Gene Ontology annotation, molecular function: protein binding. Lineage: Eukaryota; Fungi; Ascomycota; Eurotiomycetes; Eurotiales; Aspergillaceae. The transcript has 5 exons.
AUUGAGUCAUUCGGAUUGGGUCAAUGUUGUUGCCUUCUCGCACGACGGCCGGCUUAUAGCGUUAGCCUCAAAAGAUAUGAUAGUCCGACUCUAGGAUGUAACUACAGGCACAGAGCGGCGCUUGUUACGGGGCUAUUCAGAUUAGAUCAAUGCUGUCGUAUUCUCACCGGACGGCUAACUCCUAGCAUCAGCCUCGGGCUCUGGGAUACGGUCACAGGCGCAAAGCGGCUUGUGUUACGGGGCUAUUUAACUUCAGUCCGAGAUAUUGCUUUCUUACUAAAUAGCAAGGUUAUAGCGUCGGCAGCGGGUAACCAAACAUUCCCUCCCUGGAGUGCGGCCUCGGGCGAUAACACGCCACGGGUGCAAUACGGCGCGUGCUACGUGGCCAUUCAAAUUUGUUACCUUCUUACCAGACAACCGGCUUAUAGCAUCGGCAUCGGCCGACUAUACAAUCCGGCUCUAGGAUACAACUAUAGGAAUAAAGGCACGCGUGUUGCAGGGGAAUGGGUCACUGCCGUCGCUUUCUCACUAGACAAUCAGCUUAUAGUAUCCGCUUCGAGUGAUGGGACAGUUAGGCUCUGGGAUAUAACUAUAGGGGUAAAACAGCGCGUAUCACGAAGCAAUCUAUGCUACUUUAGUGAUAUUAUCUUCUUAUUAGACGGCCAGCUUAUAGCGACAGCCUUAGAUAUAAACUCGGACGAUGAUAAGAUAGCGUGUCUCUGGGAUGGAACCACGGGUGUAAUGCGGCGUGUUUUGCGGGGCUAUUCAAACUGGGUCUCUGCUGUCGAUUUCUCACCAGACGGCUAA